Molecule: messenger RNA, 873 nt
Organism: Trachymyrmex cornetzi
Lineage: Eukaryota; Metazoa; Arthropoda; Insecta; Hymenoptera; Formicidae
Product: rhythmically expressed gene 2 protein
Exons: 2
Coding region: 109-873 (254 amino acids)
Cellular component (GO): nucleus
Source: RefSeq, a predicted model, not a curated record
UCGUGCAGUUUGUGUUUGUGCAUAAUAAUUUUUGCGGUCACGAAUUGGUUCUUUUGCGGAGUGUCUAAUUACUUUGAGAUUAAGAAUCAUCGAAGACUCAUUAGAAAUAUGAUUAAUCGUAUCCGACCCCGUCUUGUAACCUUCGAUGUGACUGGUACAUUGUUGAUGACCAAAUUUGAGGAAAACUACAUCAAGGUCGGCUCCCAGCACGGUUUACUUAUCGAGCCAAAAAAAUUGGCGCGAAGUUUCAAGAACAAUUACGAUCAGCUUAGCAAGGAGCACCCGAUAUACGGCAAGCACACCGGGUUGGGAUGGAAAAACUGGUGGAGAAUGAUCGUACAUAAUGUGUUUAAAGAGCAACAUGCCUCUGUGUCGACGGACACGUUGGAUAAGGUUGCUGACAGUCUCAUAAGCUGCUAUAGUACUAGAAAAUGUUGGUACAAAUAUCCUGGUACCGUUAAUCUACUUGACUCCUUGCAGAAGAAGAAUAUUGUUUUAGGAGUUAUCUCGAAUUUUGAUCAACGAUUGGAAUCAAUUCUCGAAGACAUUCGAAUUCGUCAGUAUUUUACCUUUGUUUUGACCUCGUAUGAUUUCGGAAAGGAGAAACCAAGCUUGUCAAUAUUUGAGGAAGCACUAAGAUUGACGCAACAUCAUUGUGAAGAAGAAAUAUUACCUCAAGAAGCGAUGCAUAUCGGCGACAGAGUAGAUAAUGAUUAUUUUGGAGCAAAAAGUGCCGGAUGGAAUGCUUUAUUAAUAAAGCAUGACAAUAAGCUUGAUGAGAGCAAAGUGCCAAGGAAAGAUGUUUUUGAAAAUUUGAAAGAACUUCAAGGACACUUUGAUAGUGUGCUUAGAACAAAUUGUAUGAUACAGUAA